Botrytis porri is the source of this 552-nucleotide messenger RNA. RefSeq lists its product as uncharacterized. The coding region runs from base 1 to 552 and encodes 183 amino acids. The record is from RefSeq and is a predicted model, not a curated record. NCBI's taxonomy places the organism in Eukaryota, Fungi, Ascomycota, Leotiomycetes, Helotiales, Sclerotiniaceae. The transcript has 2 exons.
AUGCAGACCACGGCAAUAUCGUCCACCAUUGCAAAAAUAUCUUCAGCUCAAUUUCUCAAUGGCACAUUAACACACCAAUCUUGGGCUGUAGCCGUUAACGGCAUCAAAAUUGGAGACGGAAUGGCUUACCUCACCAAUACAGGUCUUAGCAUACUUAUACGUUUUCCCAUCCACGAAAACGGCACAGAAGUUACAGGUAGAGCAGUUGAAAUCCUGUCCCACGAGGCGAACUCUACUUGGUUCUACGAUGAUUUUGCACUCCGCUACACCGUUGCUUAUGUUAUGACCGGCUCUGGAAAUUCUAUCGAGCGCGUGGUUGUGCCAGCGGUGGAUUCACCGGGUCCGAUUACUACCGAGAUUGUGGCCGGUAGUCUCAAUUCUACGAGUGUAGCAGGACCGACAGCUGCGGCUUUCGGAUGCACGCCGUGGGAUAAGGUUAGUCAUAUUUUGUAUGUUACUACAAGUGGGGCGUCGAAUAUACCUGUGGACGGAAGGAUUAGGAUUGACGCACAGGUGCUGGCUAUUGAUACCAAGUUAUGCUCAUUGGUUUAG